GAGCGGUGCGACCGGCGACUUCGGGUCGGCGAUUCUGGCGUGAAAGCCGGUCUCUGGCCAAGCGUGCUGCCCGUCGGCGCGGCGGGCGCUUUUCCUUCCCGCGAGCCCCCGUCCGUGCCGCUGCCUCGCCGGAAGCGGAGGGCCCCCCUUCCCGAGCCCAUGAGGCGGGCCGGCUGCGCCCAACGGACCUGACGGACCCAAACUCGCUGCUCUUUGUCGGCGGCGCGUCUUGCACUACCAGGGUGACGCGGUCCCCGAGGCCCGCGCCGCCCCUUUGGCCCGCCCGAGCGUGGAGCUGCAGCCGCUGGUGCGCGGCGCCCUGUCGGCCGGCGUGGACCACAUGCCCCACAAGGGCCACAGCGGCGUGAACCAGCUGGGCGGCGUGUACGUGAACGGCCGGCCGCUGCCGGACUCGACGCGCCAGAAGAUCGUCGAGCUGGCCCACAGCGGCGCCAGGCCCUGCGACAUCUCCAGGAUCCUGCAGGUCUCCAACGGAUGCGUCUCCAAGAUACUCGGCAGGUACUACGAGACAGGGUCCAUCCGGCCUCGGGCCAUCGGGGGUAGCAAGCCCCGGGUGGCCACGCCCCCCGUGGUGGGCAAGAUCGCCGAGUACAAGCGCGAGUGCCCCUCCAUCUUCGCCUGGGAGAUCCGCGACCGCCUGCUCUCCGAGGGCGUCUGCAACAACGACAACAUCCCCAGCGUGUCCUCGAUCAACCGAGUGCUGCGCAACCUGGCGGCGCAGAAGGAGCAGCAGCAGCACCAUCAGCACCAGCAACACCAGCAGCAGCAGCAGCAGCACCACCACGCGGCGGCGGCGGCGGCCGCGGCUGCGGCAGCGGCGGCGGCCGUGCACGGCGGCGGCUGCCCGGAGUCCGUGUACGACAAGCUGCGCAUGCUCAACGGGCAGCCGUGGCCCUGGUACCCCGCGGGGGCACCGCCCCCGCUGUCGGCCGCCGGCAUGCCCGGGGCCCUGGCACCGCCGAGCCCCCUGGCCGGGGCCCUGACGCCCUCGGCACUGGCCGCCGCCGCCAGCCCCACGGCACACGACGCCAAGAAGGAAGGCGGGGCUGACGGCGGCACGUCGGACGGCAACUCGGAGAACAGCUCCUCCUGCGACGAGGACUCCCAGAUGCGUCUGCGGCUGAAGCGGAAGCUGCAGCGCAACAGGACCUCCUUCAGCAACGACCAGAUCGAGGCGCUCGAGAAAGAGUUCGAGCGGACCCACUACCCCGACGUGUUCGCCAGGGAGCGGCUGGCCGAGAAGAUCACCCUGCCGGAAGCUCGGAUCCAGGUCUGGUUUUCCAAUCGUCGGGCCAAGUGGCGGCGAGAGGAGAAGCUGCGCAGCCAGCGCCGCGCUGCGGAGUCCUCGGCGGCUGUCGGGGGACCCGUCCACGGACGCCUGGCUGGAUCCCUGGCGGGCUACCCGGGACUGGGACAGCCCAUGGCUGCCGCCAUGCAGGACUCGUACAGCCCGAUGGCGGCCGGCAUGGGGCCCAGCCAGUGCCUGCAGCAGCAGCAGCGGGACGCGGCGGCGGCGGCCUCGUACUCCUACAUGCUGCACGACACCUUGGGGCUGGGGGCCUACUCCAGGGCGUCGGCCAACCAGGCCGCCCAGGGGGCCAUCGCCGGGGGCCACCCCGCCGCGUACGCCGUCAGCGGCGCAAGCCCCCACGGAGCCGCAGGUGUGAUCUCCCCGGGCGUGACGGUACCCGUGCAAGUCCCGGGCCAGACGUCCGACCUGUCGUCCAACUACUGGCCCCGGCUACAGUGACAGUGGCCCGUGGUUGGGUACCCGACCGACCUGAGCCUCGCCAAGGGCGCCAGGUCGUACGCCAACCUCCAGGACAGCUUUCAGGCCCCUUCGUGCUCCGCCAAGGAGUAGCGGCCGCACACGCCGCGACCAGUCCGCCUCCUAGUCAACCAGGCUGGCCCGUCUUCGGCGACCUCCGGAAACCGUCUUUCUCGUCUCCUUUCGUUGCAACGCUAGCGGAGCUACUGGGUGUCACGAAGCACGCAGACGAUUUACUCCUGUCUCUUUUUUUUCUUUUUAUUUUGGUAUGGAGUGUGGUUUUUUUGCGACUGCCGCGAGUCAGUUGUUGGAAGCUCCGAGCAUACUGUACAAUGGCGGAACAGCCGAUGCAGCGACGGUGGUAAUGAUUUUGUCGCAUCGGAGCCUUACAAAUUUGACGACGUCUUUCGUGUUCGUCAUUAUGUAGGUUUUUCGGAGCUUCCGCCACCGCCAAGGUACGUCUUGGCGUCGCCGCGGGUUAACGUAAGAUGCCGCGAGACGCGCUGACGCGAGAGUGAAGUGGAAGCUCCUCCCACCUCUUUCCACUUUAGCAGAGCGAACGCUGGAGAGGAGGUCCUUUCCAGCAUUUGCUUUGCCAAAGCGGAAAAAGGUGGUAGGAGGAUCCACUUUACCCUUAACCUGUCACCGACUAUAGUAACCGUUUCCCUUCUGUGCAAUAACUUUCAGGUCAGCCACAUCCUGGCAAGGAGCUAGUCAUACAUUGAGCCGUAUUUUGAUAUAUACAACAUACAUAUACACUAAGCACGUAGCC
Ixodes scapularis (black-legged tick) is the source of this 2561-nucleotide messenger RNA. RefSeq names its product paired box protein Pax-6. Gene Ontology annotation, biological process: anatomical structure development; regulation of transcription by RNA polymerase II. The transcript has 9 exons. The record is from RefSeq and is a predicted model, not a curated record. Lineage: Eukaryota; Metazoa; Arthropoda; Arachnida; Ixodida; Ixodidae. Gene Ontology annotation, molecular function: RNA polymerase II cis-regulatory region sequence-specific DNA binding; DNA-binding transcription factor activity, RNA polymerase II-specific. The coding region runs from base 341 to 1771 and encodes 476 amino acids.